Molecule: messenger RNA, 7070 nt
Organism: Melanotaenia boesemani (Boeseman's rainbowfish)
Lineage: Eukaryota; Metazoa; Chordata; Actinopteri; Atheriniformes; Melanotaeniidae
Gene: cftr
Product: CF transmembrane conductance regulator
Exons: 27
Coding region: 256-4770 (1504 amino acids)
Biological process (GO): chloride transmembrane transport; bicarbonate transport
Cellular component (GO): plasma membrane; apical plasma membrane; cytosol
Molecular function (GO): ATP hydrolysis activity; chloride channel activity; ATP binding
Source: RefSeq, a predicted model, not a curated record
CCAGAGGAGAGGCGCGCAGAGACGCACGGCAGAGUUCUACACCGCGCUUUCAGCUCUGACUUAACCGGACACUGACAUCACAUUCAGUGCUCUCACACACACAAAGUGGGGGAUAAAGCAGGCAACCCCCCCACCCCCCUCUGAGUUAACGGGAAAAGGAUCUACGCCGGGAGGGGGGGUGACACACCAAUGUGAGCGACGCGCUGGGACCCUCAGGUGCAGAGAGAGAGAGAUCACACUGGCAGCGCUCUUAGGAUGCAGAAGUCACCGGUGGAAGAUGCGAACUUCCUCUCCAAAUUUGUCUUUUGGUGGAUAACACCGCUGUUGAGGAAGGGCUUCAAUAACAAGUUGGAGCUGUCAGAUGUGUACAAGGCACCCUCUUAUGAUCUGGCAGACACCCUUUCUGAGAGACUUGAAAGAGAAUGGGACAGGGAGGUGGCGUCAGCCAAAAGCAGGCCCAAGCUGAUGAAAGCACUGGCCCGAUGCUUCUUUGGCCCCUUCGCCUUUUUUGGUGUCCUCCUCUACUUUGGGGAGGCUUCCAAGGCUGUUCAGCCCCAGCUUUCAGGUCGCAUCAUUGCCUCUUUUGACCCUUUUCAUGCUCCAGAACGAAGUCAGGGAUACUACCUUGCCCUGGGCCUCGGUCUUCUCUUCACAGUCCGCUUCAUCCUCUUGCAGCCUGCCAUCUUUGGCCUGCAUCACCUGGGCAUGCAGAUACGCAUUGCCCUCUUUAGUCUUAUAUAUAAGAAGACCCUGAAGCUGUCCAGUGGAGUGUUGGAUAAGAUCAGCACUGGUGAGCUCGUCAGUCUGAUGUCUGCUCACCUCAACAAGCUGGAUGAGAGCCUUGGUCUUGCACACUUCAUAUGGAUUACCCCUCUGCAGUGUAUAUUGUGUGUUGGCCUGAUCUGGGAGCUGAUCGAGGUGAACAGCUUCUGUAGCCUGGCAGCUCUGACUCUGCUGGGCAUCGUCCAAGCCUGGCUGUCCAUGAAGAUGGGACCUCCUCGGGUGCAGCGAGCAAGACUCAUCAGCCGCCGUCUGGCCCUCACCUUAGAGAUUGUAGAAAACAUUCACUCUGUGAAGGCAUAUGGCUGGGAGGAGGUGAUGGAGACCAUCAUUAAGAAUAUCAGGCAGGGCGAGAUAAGCCUAACAAGGAAGAUCGGCUCUCUGCGGUAUUUCUACAGUGCCUCGUACUACUUUUCUGCCAUCUUGGUUAUCGUGGCAGCCAUCGUACCACAUGCGCUUAGUAAAGGGAUCAUCCUACGUCCAAUUUUCACAACAGCCUCCUACUGCAUCGUGCUACGAAUGACUCUCACGCGCCAGCUGCCAGGCUCCAUCCAGAUGUGGUAUGACACGCUGGCACUGGUCAAGAAGAUUGAGGACUUUUUACUGAAGGAAGAACACAGAGUGUUGGAUUACAACUUGACCACUGUCGGACUGGAGCUGGUUAAUGUGUCUGCAUCCUGGGAUGAGGCGAUUGGUGAGUUGUUUGAGAGGAUCAAGCAGGAGAACAAAGCAAAUGGACACCUGAACAGUGACAACGGACUCUUCUUUACCAACUUGUACAUUACACCUGUUCUCAAAAACAUAAGCCUGCACCUAGAAGAAGGCAAGAUGCUCGCAGUAGCUGGAUCUACUGGCUCAGGGAAGAGUUCGCUGCUCAUGCUGAUCCUAGGUGAGCUGGUGCCAUCGGAGGGUAAAAUCAGACACAGUGGUCGUGUUUCCUAUUCCUCACAGACAUCUUGGAUCAUGCCAGGGACCAUUCGUGACAACAUCCUCUUCGGCCUGACCUAUGACGAGUACCGCUACACUUCAAUUAUCAAGGCCUGCCAGCUAGAGGAGGACUUUGCUUUGCUGCCCGAGAAAGACAAAACACCCCUCGUCGAUGGAGGGGUGACCCUAAGUGGAGGUCAAAGAGCUCGCAUCUGCUUAGCCAGAGCUGUGUAUAAAGAUGCAGACCUUUACCUGCUCGAUGCUCCAUUCACCCAUCUGGACAUUGCAACAGAGAAAGAGAUCUUUGAAAAAUGUAUAUGUAAACUGAUGGCCUCUAAGACCCGUGUUGUGGUUACCAGCAAGUUGGAGCAUCUGAAACGAGCAGACAAAAUUCUCCUGCUGCACAAUGGAGACUGCUACUUCCAUGGCACGUUCUCAGAGCUGCAGUCACAACGCCCAGAUUUCAGCUCCCUUUUGCUUGGCCUCGGAUCUUACGACAACAUGAACGCAGAGAGGCGCAACUCUGUUCUUACAGAAACCCUGCGCAGAGUCUCGAUUGACGAAACUGCUAGUUUUCGAGGCUCUGAGCCGAUUCGCCAGUCAUUCCGCCAAGCACUUCCUCAAAGCCAAGCCGUCGGCGAUGGUUAUCCUGAAAAACGCAAGCAGUCACUUAUCCUCAACCCUCUGACAGCUGCCCGCAAGUUCUCAUUCAUUGGGAGCUCCCAGCAGACAAAUACCUACCAGGCCACAACAUUAGAGGAUGGAGUUCAUGAUCUUUCAGAGAGAAGGUUCUCUGUAGUACCUGAGGAUGAUCAAGUAGAAGAGGGGCUUCCAAGGAGUCCCCUGUACCACCAUGGGUUGCAGCAUCUGAGUGGGCAGCGGCGCCAGUCUGUCUUGGCAUUCAUCACUAAUGCUCAGGGUCAAGAGCGCAGAGAGCAGAUGCAGUCGUCCUUCAGAAAAAAGCUGUCCAUCACACCGCAGUGCAACCUGGCGUCUGAACUUGACAUCUAUGCCAGACGUCUGUCCAAGGACAGUGUUUUAGACAUUAGCGAGGAAGUGGGAGAAGAGGACAUGGAGCAAUGCUUUGCAGAUGAACGUGAAAAUGUCUUUGAGACUACCUCGUGGAGCACUUACCUCCGCUACGUUUUCACCAAUAGGAGCUUAAUCUACGUCCUAAUCUUCAUUGUGAUCGUCUUUGUCAUUGAGGUUGCUGGUUCAGUCAUUGGUAUUUUCCUAAUCACUGACAAGAUCUGGAGGGAUGGCGCCAACCCCAACUCUCCCAACUACAUCAGCGAGCAGCACCCCAAUUCCUCUUCACCCCCUGUCCACCUAGCAAUCAUCGUCACACCAACCAGUGCUUACUACAUCAUCUACAUCUUUGUGGCACAUUCGGAUAGCAUACUGGCCUUGGGGGUCUUCAGGGGUCUCCCUUUAGUGCACACAUUGCUCACAGUGUCCAAAAGACUGCAUGAACAGAUGCUUAGUGCUGUGCUACGAGCACCCAUGUCAGUGCUCAACAAAAUGAAAACAGGCCGGAUAAUGAACAGAUUCACCAAGGACAUGGCCAUCAUCGAUGACAUGCUGCCUCUUGUGCUUUUUGACCUGGUACAGCUGUCAUUACUCGUCAUCGGUUGCAUCUUCACUGUGUCCAUUAUGCGGCCAUACAUCUUCAUCGCUGCCAUCCCUCUAGCUGUUAUCUUUGUGGUCCUCAGGAAGUAUUUUUUACAAACUGGACAGCAGCUCAAGCAAUUAGAGGCUGAAGCUCGUAGCCCCAUCUUCUCUCACCUCAUCCUCUCGCUGAAGGGUUUAUGGACCAUUCGGGCAUUUGGGCACCAGGCUUACUUUGAGGCGCUCUUCCACAAGGCCCUGAACACCCACACAGCCACCUGGUUCCACUACUUGUCUACACUGAGAUGGUUUCUCUUCCGCUGCGAUGUGUUGUUUACCAUAUUCUUCACCGUUGCUGCCUUCAUCGCUGUGGGAACCAACAAGGACAGACCAGGGGAGAUUGGCAUCAUUGUAGCAUUGGCAAUGCUCAUCCUGGGGACUUUUCAAUUGGCUAUCAUCACCAGUAUUAAUGUGGAUGGACUGAUGCGUUCAGUGGAUCGGGUGUUCAAAUUCAUUGACCUGCCAUCAGAGGAGAAGCUGUUGGGAAAAUCUGGCGGUAGAGGAGGCUCCGACCUGGUCAUCAACAACACUCAUGUGCACGACUGUUGGCCCAAUCGUGGCCAACUGGACGUACAGGGUCUCACGGUCAAAUACACAGACGCUGGACGUGCCAUCCUCAAUAACAUCUCCUUCUCUGUGGACGGCGGGCAGAGCGUGGGUUUGCUGGGUCGAACAGGUUCAGGGAAGAGCACCUUACUGUCCGCUCUGCUGCGCCUCGCCUCCACAGACGGAGAAAUGUCCAUUGACGGCGUUCCUUCGAGCUCCGUCUCCCUGCAGACGUGGAGGAAGGCCUUCGGGGUGGUGCCGCAGAGAGUAUUUAUCUUGACUGGAACUUUCCGGAUGAACCUGGACCCAUAUGGACGUUACAGUGAUGACGAGCUCUGGAGGGUGGCCGAAGAGGUUGGUUUAAAGUCCGUCAUUGAGCAGUUUCCAGACAAGCUGGACUUUCAGCUGGAGGAAGGAGGCAGUGUCCUGAGUAAUGGACACAAACAGCUCAUGUGUCUCGCCCGCUCCAUCCUCAGCAAAGCCCGCAUCCUGCUGCUGGACGAGCCUUCCGCCUACCUCGACCCCAUAACUCUGCAGGUCCUGAGGAAGACACUGAAGCAAUCGUUUUCUGGCUGCACCGUCAUCCUGUCGGAGCACAAGGUGGAGCCGCUGUUGGAGUGUCAGUCAUUCCUGAUGAUCGACAACAGCUCCUUAAGAAGCUACGACUCCAUCCAGAAACUCAUGAACGACAUGAGUCACCUGAAACAGGCCAUGAGUCCUGCCGAGCAGCUGCGCCUCUUCCCAACGCUCCACCGCCUCAACUCCACCAAGAGGCCGCCACCCCAGCCCACCAAGAUCUCCCCCCUGCUCGAGGAAGCCGAGGACGAGGUCCAGGACACUCGACUCUGAACGGCCAGCUCAACACAACACACACACGGACAGAAACAAGCGUUUGAUCCAGUUUGUAUGCUGAUUUUUGCGUCACGAUAGCCUGAAAUGAUCAGUGAGAGCAUCUCAAUCACUUUUUGAAUUAUAACUUUUAUUUUAACAUAAAAAUACCAGAUGUAGCUUCUUAAAAACAUUUAAACUACUUUUAACAGCUCAUGAACACUUAACAUGUUCAUCAAUUUAUUGAUGAAAUUCACACACAAAGUUUCAGAUGAUGUUUUCUACAUAUGUCAUAAAAUUUUAUGAUGAUCCUUCUUUUCUUUUUUUUUUCUUUUGCAUAAUGAAGAUUAAAUCCUGCGGAUAAAAAAUGCACACCAGUUGUGUGCAGUGCAGAACAAUGAUACAUGUUCACUGACCACCAACAUGGUACGACAGCUGCAGGUGCAGAGAAGUGAUGGAGGAAAAAACUGAAUAACUAAAUCUAAAACAGAUCUCUGGGUGAAUGCAGCUCCCUUCCAGAUGGCAGGAGGAUAGAGGGACCAUCGUACCAAUCCAGUUCCAUGUAGAUAAAGCAGACAUAAACAUGCUUCAUAAUUUAUGCUUCAAUCCAUCUUUAACUUAGUCUGAUGAUCAGCAACACAAGCAAACAACAAGAGAUCAUGAAAGAAGAAAAAACAGCAAAUAUUUAAAGAAAAUCAGCUCCAUCUCUGACUCCCACCUGAAGCUGUGAUGUUCUCACAGGCAGCCAUUUAAAUUCCUAAAUUAUGUCGUCUAAAUUACAUUAAACAUGUUCACUAUUAAAACAUGGACACACCUGCACGUGAGCUUUGAUCUGGUCGGUGUGUAAGUACAUGGGGAGAUGGAUCAGGUAUUUUAGUUUCAUCCACAGACCGUGCUGCCACCUCAACCUCUGAUUCUGGGUUGUUUUAUCUGUUUUUGAGGUUUUGUUCAUCAUCAUGUCGUUGCCAUCUUGUUUUCCAGAAGCACACCGACACACAUUUAAAUGCAUGACACUGAGUCUCGGUGGAAAUAAAAUGUCAAAGACUGUCAGGACUCAAGCAUGUUGCAUUCACUUGGGCGGAGUUUGAUCAGUUUCUCUGAAAUAACUAGAUAAAUAUUCAUUAAAACAUAUUCUGUUUGUUUCAUCUGAAUUAAUGAGAUGAUUUUUUCAUUAAGUGACCCCCCCCCCCCCCCAAAGACUUCAUUUAUUUUACAGCUUUUGUGCCAUUUCACGUUGUUAUCAUAUAAAAAUGGUCAGGUUUAGUAUAAAACUAAAAGAUGGGAUUGUCAUCCUCUGUACCACCUGUUACUAUUUUUCUUAACACCUGAAUUUAUUUAGGACUAUAUAAGAACAAAAUAAAUAUAGGAAAAAAUUCAGGAAUUAGUUUUUUUUUCUCUUCAGCUGCUUGUUUUGUUGUAACCUCUGUCCCCACCAGCCCCUCCAACCUUGUAAAUUUACUGUUAGGUUGAAUAUUUUAAAAGCAAAUUUUGUUUGUGAAUUCUUCAAAAUUAUAAGUGAACAGUGGAGGGACGUUAAACUCGUCUCAUCAGGGAAAUGCCGUUCAUCUUUCUUGUAAAAAUGCUUAGAUUAAUAAACAUAACUAUAAAGAGAAAAUUAAAGAAGUAAUGAAUCAUUAACUCAGAGGAACAUUUGAGGUCUCCAGCUGAAUGUGAGUCGUCCGCUGUGGCCUGGCAUGGAAAUAAUUUAGUAGAUGUGUUAUAAAUAAAAUGUGCAUUAGCAUCUUUAGUUAGUCAGCCGUAACUUGCAGCUUUACUGCUGUCAACACACACACAGGGAAAAUGGACUGAUUUAAAAUAAUGAGUAAUGACUCAAAUAUCCCUAUUUUUCCAAUUGUAUGCACUUUAGAGACAUCCUGGGGUACUUUAUCAGCUUUCACAGUGAGGAGGAACUAAAUCAAAUAAAUGCUGCACAUUUCUAUCUUUUUUUUGCAUUAAAAAAUAGAUGUAAAUGAAACUAUGUGAUGACAAAUUUAAGAAGAAAAAAAAUUCUAAAUGACACAUUUUUUUUCUUUUCUUUCUUCAAGCUCCAUCUUUUAUUCAAGUAUAAGUUGGAAACUAUCUGGACUUUUCUAACAUGAUCAUUUUUCUUCUUUGGCUGAGGGACAUGCAUGUCGCUCGUUUUAUACUGAAUAAUGGAUUUAUUAAAGGUACCUUGGAAAAAUGCUUUGAUAUGUUAACUGUGACAUUUUUUCAUUAUAAGUUUUUCUUACUCAUAGGAAAGGAUCACUGAUGUCCAGAAAUAAGUAUAAAUGUAUUUGUUCAAUCAGCUGUAUUACCAGUAAAACUAGAUUUUGAGAAUC